AUGAAGGAGGCCAAGAGAAAGGGUCGCCACUCUGGAUAUGGUAAACGUAAGGGUACAAGGGAGACUAGACUGCCGACAAAGGUUCUCUGGAUGAGGAGAAUGCGUGUGCUCAGGCGCUUGCUUCAUAAAUACAGAGAGGCCAAGAAGAUUGACAAGCAUAUGUACCAUGAUAUGUACAUGAAAGUGAAAGGUAAUGUCUUUAAGAACAAGAGAGUUCUAAUGGAGAGCAUUCACAAGACUAAGGCUGAGAAAGCGAGAGAGAAAACGCUGUCUGACCAGUUUGAGGCAAAGGGAGCAAAGAACAAAGCUAGCAGGGAAAAGAAACUUGCUCGAAGGGAAGAACGCUUGGGACCUGGGGAGAAGGUUUCUAAUGCUGCCUCUAAACCUCCAACAGCAGAUGGGUCAAAGAAGGCCAGAAGUGAGAAGGGACUGCAUAACAAGUGUUCUUGCCGCUUUGAGGGGAGAAUUCGAGUUUUAACCCUAUGUUCUCUUGAUCCUUUUGAUUGA
Messenger RNA from Oldenlandia corymbosa var. corymbosa, 507 nucleotides. The record is from the annotation of a GenBank genome assembly. NCBI's taxonomy places the organism in Eukaryota, Viridiplantae, Streptophyta, Magnoliopsida, Gentianales, Rubiaceae.